CAGCCCCUGUCUUUUAAAACACGUAAAACAGAUUCGUAUACUUCUCAAUUGGUAUUUAAAGUAAUUUUUCUCAAGAUAAUUGUUUGAAAAUGUGUAUGUGAUACAAGGUAUUUUUAAUCCAGACUGUAGGCUCUUCUCUCUAGCUGCAUUCUACACUUGGCUCUCGUUUCGACCGUCCACUAAGACAGAAAGCGCAGCUAUGAAGCAUCAACAAGUUAGUGUUGACUACUGGGCGAUGGGGAAGGCCAUGUUGACGUAUGGAGCGCUCACCGGGCUCGUUUGGCUCAUGCUCAGAUUGUUCAGUGCAAUGUUCUCAUUGCCACGUCGCCUGAGAGCACAGCAGGAGUCUAUGCAGAAUACCUUAGCCGAGUUGCAAAGACGCUACCCAGAUCUGAACAUCACUGAAGAAGAUCUGAGAGACGCAGAAAAAGAGCUAGACGAAUUGACUAAAGAAGAUGACGAGAAUGAAAAGGCCGAUAAGGAAAAGACCGAAAAAGAAUUACCCGAAAAGACUACUCAGGAAUCUAUGCCAAUAGAAGAUAAGAAAAAUUCAUAA
Messenger RNA from Hyposmocoma kahamanoa, 556 nucleotides. RefSeq lists its product as uncharacterized. NCBI's taxonomy places the organism in Eukaryota, Metazoa, Arthropoda, Insecta, Lepidoptera, Cosmopterigidae. The transcript has 3 exons. The coding region runs from base 200 to 556 and encodes 118 amino acids. The record is from RefSeq and is a predicted model, not a curated record.